Messenger RNA from Nerophis lumbriciformis (worm pipefish), 1059 nucleotides. The record is from RefSeq and is a predicted model, not a curated record. Lineage: Eukaryota; Metazoa; Chordata; Actinopteri; Syngnathiformes; Syngnathidae.
AUGACAGAGGAGUGUGUGCUGCGAUGUGUGCUGAUGCUCUGCUGUGUGCUCCUCUCGGCCAAUGCCAGCAACUGGUUGUACCUGGCCAAGCUAUCGUCAGUGGGAAGCAUCCGGGAUGAAGAGACGUGUGAGAGGUUACGAGGACUCAUCCAGAGACAGGUUCAAAUCUGUAAACGCAGUGUGGAGGUGAUGGAUGCAGUACGCCGUGGUGCUCAACUAGCGAUAGACGAGUGCCAGUUCCAGUUCCGUAACCGUCGGUGGAAUUGCUCUACUCUAGAGAGCAUGCCUGUGUUUGGCAAAGUAGUCACCCAGGGCACCCGUGAGGCUGCUUUUGUGUAUGCCAUCUCAGCAGCCAGUGUGGCGUUUGCGGUCACGAGGGCCUGCAGCAGUGGAGAGUUAGAAAAAUGUGGCUGUGACCACAAUGUACAUGGAGUCAGUCCAGAGGGAUUCCAGUGGUCGGGCUGCAGUGACAACAUUGCAUAUGGGGUGGCUUUUUCUCAGUCCUUUGUGGAUGUGAGGGAGAGGAGUAAAGGGCAGGCCUCUAGUCGGGCCCUCAUGAAUCUACACAACAAUGAAGCUGGCAGGAAGGCCAUCUUGGCCCACAUGCGUGUUGAGUGCAAGUGUCAUGGCGUGUCAGGAUCAUGUGAGGUGAAGACCUGCUGGAAAGCAAUGCCACCCUUUCGCAAGGUGGGCAACAUCAUCAAGGAGAAGUUUGAUGGUGCCACUGAGGUGGAGCAGCGCAAAAUGGGCUCCGCCAAAGUCCUGGUGCCUCGCAACUCCCAAUUCAAACCUCAUACUGAUGAAGAUCUAGUCUACUUAGAACCCAGUCCAGACUUCUGCGACCAUGACCCCCGCACACCGGGUAUGCUAGGCACUGUGGGCCGCGAGUGUAACAGAACCUCAAAGGCCAUUGACGGCUGUGAGCUGAUGUGCUGCGGCCGUGGUUUUCAGACGCAGGAAGUUGAGGUCGUGGACAGGUGCAGCUGUAAGUUUCACUGGUGCUGUUACGUCAAGUGCAAGCAGUGCCGCAAAAUGGUGGCGAUGCACACUUGCCGAUGA